AUGGGGGACUUGGAGCGUAAAGUUGCAGAUUUGGAGCAAGCACUCCAAGCUGCAAAUGCGCAGCGCUACCAGCAAGAUGAGGAACGCUGGGCUUCUGAACGGAGCCAGCUGCAGGACCGAAUCGGAAAGUUGGAGGCUGAACUGCAGCAGCGGUCACAGGUGCAGGAGGAGCUUACGCGGGUGGCUAUGGAGCUACGGGGGAAGCAGCGAGCCCUCGAGGAGUUGCAGGGGGCUCUCAGUGCCGCCACCGAGCAGCGAAACCACACUAGCCAGGCCCUAGAGAGCCUUAAGACUGUGCUGGCUGCCAAGGAUGACGAGGUUUCAGUCCUUGCCAAACAGAAAGCCGACCUUGCGGACCUCGUUCGUCAGCUGCAGAUGUCGCUCAGCAGCAAUGACAGCAAACUACAGCUGCAGUUGCUGCAGACGCAGUAUGAUCAGGAACGGAAAUACUGGGAGAGCAAGCUCAAGUUGCUAGAGGACGAAAUCAACAAUAAGAACAAUGCAUUGCUGGAUGAUAGAAGGCGUAGCGCCGCGGAGCAGCUGGCGUUCCGUCAGAAAAUCGCGGACUUGGAGUACAGCAACCAGGUCGCGGAUGGCGCACGCAAGCAGCUGGAGACACAGCUGCGGGAGCUGGAGGGCUUCCUGCGUGAUGCCCGCAAGCCUCCGAUGGAAAUUAGUCAUAGCUAUGGGGACCUUUAUAUCCACAGUAGUACGCAUUUCGCGCCCUGGGAAGCCAGUGUCUCCCUCUAUUUCAACCCGAAGGCCCCCACAGGCUGGGCAUUCACGAAAGACAUGCAGCUCAUCCUCAACCGCUCCGCAGUCGCAAAGCUUGCACGGCACGCUCGCGCCAUCAGGCCUUAUAGCUUAAUAGCGGCGGAGUAUCAGCACCUCACAUCGCAGCAUCAGGCGGCGCGGUUGGCUGCUGAGGGUGAGGCGACGGCGUUGCGGGCGCAGCUGACGGAUGUGCAAGGGCAGCUGCAGUUGCUGCAGAACCUCUGCGAUGAAGCAGCCAACAAGCUGGAAGCGCUGCAAACAGCAUCGGAGAGCGCCGCACAGCGUCAUAGAGCCCAGGUGCAGCAUCUCAACGCCGUUAUCGCAGCUGCUAUGUCCUCGGGUGAUGUCACUGUGUUGGCCAACGCCAUGCCGGUGGGAUCGCCGGAGGCCAUGGCGGCGGCGGCCGCCGCGCGCGGCACCGCCACCGUCCCUGCCAUUGGAGGCAGCGGGGCCGCAGCUGACGCGUUGUUGACGCCAGGUCAGCCAGCGGUGCAGGCUGGCGGUGUGGCUGCUGUGCUUGCUGGUAUGACCCCUGGGUCGGUGCCAGUAACCGGCGGCGAUGGGUUGGUGCUGCAGGGCAAGAGUGUGAUGGAGGUGUGGGCUAUGUACCAGGAUAUGCAAGAGGCCUGGCACCGGGAGCGCGCGGAGGUCCGGCGAUUGGGCAGCUACAUGGAGGCCAUUGCGGCAGACCUGGAGGCUAAGGUGGCGUUUAGCGCCCGGCAACAGGAAGAAGCGGACAAGAUGCGGGAGGCGCUCGAUCAGGCAUUGGCGACCGUCGCGACGCUGGAAGAUAAGAACCGGCGGCUGCAGACGUCCCUCUCUACGGCACAAGCGUCCCUAGAGCGAAAGGAGUCGGAGCAGCGCGCGCAGGAACAGGCGAUACGGGACCUCAGUCAGCAGGUCAAGGCGCUAGUAGAAGAGGUGCAGCGGCUGAACGGCAAGCCCGUAGCGCGCAGCAGCAGCAUUGGGGGGGGCGGGGCUGCCGACGGCAAUGGGCUCAGUGCGGACCAGCUUCUCAAUGCGGGCGACGUCAUCAGCCAUCGUCUGGUCACGUUCCGCACAUUGGACGAGCUGGUGGAACAGAACAGGCGACUGCUCGCGCUGGUGCGGCAACUGGGCGGGGAGAGCGAGCGGAGCCGUGCCGAAGUGGCGGAGGACGUGGCGCAGCAGUUUGCCUCCCGGGAGCAGAGCUACAAAACGGCAAUUGCCGAGCUCAACAGCCUGGUCCAAGAGCUCAGCGAGGCAGCCAACCGUUCUACCACCCGGAUCAACGAACUAACCACUCGCGCCGCGGAGCUGGAGGCGGCGCUGUCGACGGCGAAGUCCACGGCACGCGGCGGUGGUACGCCGGCCUCGCCUGGGGGCACGCCGGCCCCGCCAGCGGACGCGGCGGGCAGCGGCAAUGACGGCGCUGCCGCUGCUGUGGCUGCAGCAGAGCUGGCUCAGAUCCGGGAAGAGCUGAGUCAAACCCGGCAGGAGGCAAAGUCACUUGCUGACACGAUGCAAGCACAGGUGAACGAGUUGCGCGAGAAGCUGGCUGCGGCCACUGCGGAGUCGGCUCGCCACGCUGGCCGUGCCGAUGACUGGCGGCAGCGAUGCACGGCGAUGGAGUCGCUGCGUGAGAGCGAGAUGGCGAUGCGGAAUGCGCUGGCGGCGGAGAAAGCGCAGCUGACGACGCUGCUGGCGACAGCGCAGCACAAGGCGGAGGUGGCACAGAGGGGCUUAGAGGAGCUUCAGUCGCAGGUCCGCUCCCGCACAGAGCAUCAAGUGGUUCUGGAGGCCCGCAUGAGCGCGCAGACCACAGCCCUGGAGGAUGCAAGGUCGGCUCUGGCAAUGGCUGAGGCAGAGCGCAACCGUGCACUGGCGGACGCCAAAGUAGCGGAGCAGCUACGGGCCAACAGCGAGGCCACUGCGGCGAUGCGUGAGCGUGAGCUGGAGCGCCGCACAGCCAACCUGGAGUCGGACCUGGCGCGGCUGCGGGGGGAUCACGAGCGGCAGCAAACACUGUUCCACCAUUCGGUGGAGGCGGCCACGGCACAGCUUCGCGAGGUGCGGGAGGAGGCCAACGACAUGCGCCGUGCACGCGACGAGGCCGAGCGAUCUCUAGAGGAGGCUCGCGGCCAGGUUUCAGAGCUCCGAGGCCGCAUCGUAGAGCUUCAGGCGCAGGUUUCGGAGCUCAACAGCCAGCUUGCAGCCGCACGCGGUGUGGGAGGAGGCGCUGCGGUUUCGGACCUGGUGGAGGGGCAGAAGCUGCGGGAUGCGGAGGCGCAGCUACGGGAGACGCAGGCCGAACUUGCAAGUACUCGCGAGCAGCUAGAGGCCCGCAACGCUGCUGUUGAGACUCUUCGUGGGGCUAUGGCGGCGCUACAAGGCACCUACGAUGCGCUCAGGGAGAGCCACGAGGCCGCACAGGCCGCGGCGGCACGGCAGGCUGCGGAGGCGGAGGCGGCGAGUGCGGAGGCUCAGGCCGACCACGAGGCCCUGCAGGCCAGCAGCGCAGCGGAAGCAGCUCGGUUAAGCAGCGAAGUGGCUCGGCUAGGCCGAGAGCUCGCGGACAGGGCCAGCCAGCGCACUCGCGCGGACGAGGACAUUGCCAGGCUGCAGGCGGCCGUGCGCGAGUACCGCAGCCGCUACGAGGAAGCUGUGGCGUCACACGCCCGGGACGUGACAGCACUGCAAGCCGCGGAGAAUCAACUGGAGGAGACACAGGCCACCGUCAACCGCCUGCAGAACGAGCUAACGGCUGCAUUAAACGGCGUGGACGAGCGGUUGGCGGCUGCAGACCGAGAGAAGGAGGCGCUGAAGGCGGAGCUGGCGGCAACGGAGGCGCGUCUGGCGGAGCGGACCGCCGGAAGUGAGCAGCUGCUGGCGUCUGUUCGGGGCGUGCUCGCGGGCACACACCACGAACUGGUGGGCAUGUCGGCGGAGCAGUACAAGUCUCUGAUGGACUAUCUAGGCCGCGAUAAGGCCCUCGCCUCCGCCCAGCUGGACCUGCUGGCUUCGGAGCGCAACAAACUUCGGGAGGAGCGCGACAGCGCAGUACAGCAAGCAGCGGUUCUGCGGGCGCAGAUGGCGUCGCUGCAGGACUCCCUCACCACUAGCCGAGCGGACCUGCAGGCCCGCAUCAAUCUGCUGGAGGCGGAGGACCACGCACGGCGCGUGGCGCAGGGGCAGCUAAGGGGCGAGCUGGACGCCGCAAGGGCAGAGGCGGAACGGCUGCGGUCGCUGCUGGCGGAUGCGGAACAGCGCGCAGCCGCGGGAGAGGCAGGUCUGCGUGAGUCGGCGGCGGCCUUGGCCGGGAUACAGGCACAGCUGGAAGCACACAAGCGGGGCGAGUCGCUGUGGAGGGACAAGUACGAUGCUCUGAUGAGCAGCUGCGUUAUUGGCGGCCGCUGGCUGACAUGCGCGGAUGAUGCCCUUAUAUCGCGCGUGUACGGCAGGUACGGCAAGGUCACUUUGGAGGAACACAACUCCGUCAAGGCUCAGCUGGCAUCUGUCCGGUCCGAGCUGGCGGCGGCUUUGGAGCAGGUUAAGAGUCUCCAGGCGUCGAGCGCCGCGCUGCAGCAGCAGCUGGCAGAGCUGAAGACAGCGAAGGAGACGACGGACGCGGACCUCGAAAAAACGCGAAAAGAGUACGCCGAAAUCCGUGGGCGCCACAGCUUGCUCAUCCGUAAGCACAAGGAGUUGCUCGCCAGCAACGAGGCCACGGGCAAGGCGUUGGCCGCCGCGCGGGAGGAGUUGGCAGCCGCCAACGAAAAGGUGGCGGCACUGGAGGCGCAGCUGGCUAAGUCUAAGGAAGAUGCGCUCACGGCCCAGAACGAGGCUAUCGCCAAAGUGAAGGCUUCCCAUAAACAGAUGGUCGAUCGGGCCCGUGCAGCGAUUGCGGAGAAGGCCAGCCUGGAAUCGGAGCUACAGGUCGCGCGAACAUCUGUCGAGUCGUUGAACAAAGUUGUGGAGGACGAGCGCCAACGCCGAGCCAAUGACGGCAAGACAGCGGCGAUGCGCGUCCUGGAACUGGAACGCCAGCUCAAGGUUUCGCGUGAUGAACGUGGCUGGGCUCGCUGGCGCGGCAGGGCCGGGUUCACCCCCAGCUGCGGUGGCACCAGCGGUGGCAGCAAGGGUGACACCAUUGGCGGCGCCAGCAAUAACAGCAAUGCCGGGCGCGACACCAACUGCAGCGCCGACGCCUGCUGCAGCGCCGGCACCGGCCACAGCGCCGACGCCUGCUGCAGCGCCGGCACCGGCCAUAGUGCCGACGCCUGCUGCAGCGCCGGCACCGGCCAUAGCGCCGACGCCUGCUGCAGCGCCGGCACCGGCCAUAGUGCCGACGCCUGCUGCAGCGCCGGCACCGGCCAUAGCGCCGACGCCUGCUGCAGCGCCGGCACCGGCCAUAGCGCGGACGCCUGCUGCAGCGCCGGCACCGGCCACAGCGCCGACGCCUGCUGCAGCGCCGGCACCGGCCACAGCGCCGACGCCUGCUGCAGCGCCGGCACCGGCCAUAGCGCCGACGCCUGCUGCAGCGCCGACGCCGGCGUCAGGCGCUUCGUCAGAGCCAGCAGCCCCUACCUUGGUACAACCGGGCCACCUCUGGCCGCCGCAACAGCCCGCGGCAUUCGCAGGACCCCAAUCCAGUUCCCGGUUCCUGCAGCUGUACAACCGCAGACAACUGGCCCACGGCCGUCAACCUCGACAGGCCAAGCGACACUUACGGGGCCGCUUUCCGCACCUGCUGCUACGGCCGCUGCUGCCUCCGGUAACGUAACACACGAUCAGCCAACGGCUGCGGCAGUGACAGAUACUGCAGCGCAGCCCGAAAGCACUGACCAGCAGAUGGUCCAGCAACCAAGCGCUGCUGCCGUCGGCGGGUCCGGAACCGCGGCCGUUCCGGAAGGGGCUCCAGUACCAAUCUCCCAACUGACAGCUGAGGGUACGCCAGGGGCUACUACUGCGACGACUACGGCUGGCUCUGGUGCUGGUGAUGGAGACAUAGCCAUGGGGGAAGCAGAGCCGAGCAGCGAGCCCCAUGCUGCAGUUGAUACGGAGAUGGGCAAUGCUGCGGUGGAGACUUCGGAUGCGGUCGCCGCCCACAUCCCUGCAGCUGCUGUGCCAACGGAUGCCACCACUGCUGGAACCAUGACGUCAAAGGAGCCUCAGGGCCAACCACUGCCUGCAGAGAUAGAGACAGAGGCGGCAGCGGCAGAGGGUGAGCGACCGGCUGGUGAUACCGCCGCUGCCGCCGCCGCCGCCGCCACCGCGGGUCCGCAGGAGACACGUGGCGAGGGGGAGGCUGCUGACGAUGGCGGUGGACGAACGGAGGAGGCUGCGGAUGACGGGUUCGAGGAGGGUGAGGACCUUGGCGAGGAGCAGGCGGAAGCGGGGGCUGCGGAUGCCGACCGGGCAGCCGACGGUGCGAUGGAGGAUGGUGAGGCAGGCGGCGAGGCAGACGCAGCAGCAGCUAGCGAAGGCGGGGCCGACGGGGCCGAACAGGAGGCCCAAGAAGAAGGGGAAUUGCAAGAAGAGGAGGAGGGCGAUGCGGCGGAGGGAGGCGCGGCGGAGGAGGGCGCACAGCUGGCCCCGGCGGGUCCGCCGGAAGAGCCAGUGACAGGCGCGCCAGAAGCUCCGCCAGCCGAGGCGGCGCCUGCGGAGGAAGGGGAGGAACAGGAGGGAGGUGGGGACGGCGAGGUUGUGAGUGGCGAUGGGGCAGACGCAGAGGACGGUGGGCGCGGCGGUAGGGAUGGAUGUACGGCUGCUUCACUGGGCGAUGCCGGCAGGGCGCAUGUGGGUGGCACAGCCCAGCCCUUGGGCGAUACUACUGGGUUGCCGGAUGAGACAGGGGCCCUUGCCGCCGGCACGACUGCCGCCGUCGAUGCUGCUGCUGCGAUGGCGGCGGUCGGUGAAGCUGGGGCUGCGGAAGACGUUGCGGCGGUGGCGGCCGAAGGCGAGGCCGGCAGCACGGCGGCAGCAUACAUGGACGUUUUGGCAGCCAUGGAGAGCACUGUUGUGCCCAUGGAUGAGGAUGAAAACAGGGCUACGGCGGUGGUGGGAGAGGAAGGCGGAGCAGCGGCACCAGUUGGUGGGGAUGAUGUGGAACUACAGCAGGAGCCCGGCGAGGUCGAAGGCGCUGGCUACGCCGAAGGUGACGGCGAGGGCGAGGGGGAAAGUGAAGGCGAAGAUGAAGGCGAGGAGGGUGACAUGGGCGCUGGGGACGAGGAGCGAGACAGUGGUAGCACGGAGAUGGACGACGAGGAUGACGAUGACGAGGACCCCGACCUGAAGGCGCUCCGUCUCCAGGCGUUAGCCGCCGCCACUACAAACACGCGAAAGCGCCAAAUGACGCCGUUAAUGGAGGACGACGGCGGUGUCGAUGCAGCUGCCGCUGGGGGUAGCGGUGAGGGCACCGGUGCGAACCAAGGUGGUGCUGGUGCUGUUGGUGCUGGUGCUGCAGGUGGAGCCGUCGGUGGCGACGAUGACGGCAGCGGCGCACCAGCUGCCAAGAGGCCACGGUCCGCGUCCCACACGUCUCUGGUUGCCAUGGGGACGGGUCCCUCGGGAGAUAUGGGGGCGGAAAACCAAGUGGAGGGCAACAUGGAUGAAGGCGCGGAAGCUGAAGAAUCUGAUCUGGAGCUAGACGAGCUCGUACCGAGUGUUGUAGCAGACUUGGAGGCCAGAGAUGCAGCUGUGGCAGCUGCGGCAGCUGCAGCGGCAGCAGCAGCAGCAGCGGGCGGUACGGCAGCAUCUCAGGGCGGCGGCGCGCUGGUCAGCACGCCCGACCCCUCACAGGAAGUCACGACGGAGGGCGCGCUUGGCACUCCGCCACAGGUGCAGGCACAGCCAGCCGCUGCUGCGAUGCAGGCGCAAGCUGAUGGCGACAGAGGUGCUGCGCCACAGGCGCGCACCUGCUGGCACCGCUGUUCCAACUGGUUCCAGUACGAGCGGUGGCGGCCAGCAGAAGCGUCAGCGCUCCGAAAUCAGCUUCAACCUGGCACCCAAGGCCCCACCGGGGCAGGGCACGGAGGCGGUGGGGACUGCUGCAGGACAGGGGGCGACCAGCGCUGGGGCGCCAGGUACAACCCGGAGCUGGACCGAGCGGGGCUGGUGCAGGGCGUGGACUGA
Volvox carteri f. nagariensis is the source of this 7887-nucleotide messenger RNA. RefSeq lists its product as uncharacterized. Bases 1 to 7887 code for a protein of 2628 amino acids. Lineage: Eukaryota; Viridiplantae; Chlorophyta; Chlorophyceae; Chlamydomonadales; Volvocaceae. The transcript has 40 exons. Gene Ontology annotation, cellular component: nuclear pore. Gene Ontology annotation, molecular function: structural constituent of nuclear pore. The record is from RefSeq and is a predicted model, not a curated record. Gene Ontology annotation, biological process: protein import into nucleus; mRNA export from nucleus.